AUGGCUUUUCUUGAGAGCAUGCCCUAUGAAAUAUUAGUCAAGAUCCUCGAGGGUAUCACACACGUGUACGAUCUUGGGAAUCUGGUCCAAACCUCUCGGCUGAUGAGCAAGGUCUUUGAGUCGUGUGUUCAGCGGCUGUUUGUGAACAGCUUGAAAUCCUCCGAUUUAUGCCUCAGGAUCCAGUAUGCGAUUUAUGUGGUCACCUUAUCGGAGGCCAAUCUUCCAAUUGAUCCAGAGAUUCUUCACGCGGUGACGAACCAGCUCCCGCCGUCUCGGCCCGGGCCACAAAAGUGGGACACAUCUGAGAUCAUCUAUCCUGCAGAUAUCCUGGCUGCGGUGAUCCAGGACGUGCUGAAGUUGUGCACCAAUAUACAUGGGCUCGCUUCCCGAUGCCUAGAAGAAUUUCUUAGACGAUGCAGGGAGAUUCGGCCCUCCCAGAGCAACGAAGUCUUUGCCCUUGGUGAAACCUAUGAAGAGAGUUGCGAAGCUUUUAAUGGUAUAUAUGUUGCUCACCAGAAGGCUUCUCUCGUCAUCGAAAUUGGCAUUGAAGAUAUCCUUCCAAAACUUUCUGCUAGGCCUAAGUGGCAAUACCGAGACGGAGCCCUUUAA
This is a messenger RNA of Eremomyces bilateralis CBS 781.70, 609 nucleotides long. RefSeq lists its product as uncharacterized. Bases 1 to 609 code for a protein of 202 amino acids. Lineage: Eukaryota; Fungi; Ascomycota; Dothideomycetes; Eremomycetales; Eremomycetaceae. The transcript is spliced from 2 exons. The record is from RefSeq and is a predicted model, not a curated record.